Molecule: messenger RNA, 2562 nt
Organism: Chlorella variabilis
Lineage: Eukaryota; Viridiplantae; Chlorophyta; Trebouxiophyceae; Chlorellales; Chlorellaceae
Exons: 9
Coding region: 1-2562 (853 amino acids)
Molecular function (GO): protein binding
Source: RefSeq, a predicted model, not a curated record
AUGGCGCACCCUCUGAAGGGCGCGCUGCAGCUGAUGACACCCACGCCGCCAAACACGGUGGAGGCAGCCAAGGCCGCCUGCAUCCUGCCUGCCUUCUCCUUUGAUCUCACCCUGGACCUGGAGCUGAGCGCCGAAGAGGCGCAGAGCCUGGCACAGCCGUUUGCAGAGCCUGCAUGCCUCAGCAUGACCCGCACCCCCGCCAAAUGCCUGCGGCGCCGCCUGGCCGCCACAGCGUGCGGCAUGGGCAUCAGGCUCAGCGGCCUGGCCACCUGCUUUGUUGCACCUGCGGCAGAGGCUGUCGGGAAGGCAAUCCAGGCCCCUGGGUUCGCCGAUGUAGCUGCCGUGCUGCUGGCGCCAAACGUGCAGGGCUGCGCCGCGGACGAGGAGCACGUGGCUUCCUGCAAGGCGCGCGGCACGGCAGCCUUUGGGCGCGGCCAGUACCGCCAGGCAGCGCUGCUCUUCUCGCAGGCGCUGCAGUACUGCGACGAGACCAGCGGCGGCGCCGGCGGGGCCCAGCUGGCGGCGCGGCUGUACUGCAACCGAGCGUUGUGCCUGAGCAAGGAGGGGCCGCCACGGCUGGAGGCCGCGCUGCACGACAGCAGCUGCGCCAUCGCGUGCGACCGGGCCUUUGCCAAGGGCUGGUACCGCAGAGCCUGUACCGCCCGGGCCCUGGGCCGCGGCGCCAGCCCCGGCACGCUGCACGACGCGCGGCGGGCGCUGCAGCUGUUGCAGGAGCAGCAGGCAGACGCGGGCGAGGCUGCCGCGCUCGUGGCAGAGCUGGAGGCGGAGCAGGGGGCAGCGGCAGAUGGCGGCGGCGCAGGCAGCAGCGCCGCCGCCGGCGCUGAGGGCGCGUUGGCCAAUGGCGGCGCCGCCAACGGCCACGCAUCCCCCAGUGAGAUUGAGGAGGCGGCGGCGGCAGGAGGGGCAGCAGGCGGCGGCGCGCCAAAUGCGGCCGAGGUGCAGCGGCUGGUGGCGGCGGCGGGCCCCGCGCUGGUUGUGCAGCAGACAGAGGAUGCCGGGCGGGGCCUGUCGGCGGCUGAGGAGCUGCCUGCCGGGCGGGACGUGCUCGCAGAGCAGCCCUUUGCCUUUGCUCUGACCAAGCUCGGCCGCCGCUCGGUCUGCUCCACAUGCCUGGCGCCGCUGGCAGACGCGCCGGCUCCCUACUACUGCCGCCGCUGCCCCAUGCCCGCCUACUGCACCCCGGCCUGCCGUGCCGCCGACCCUUUCCACCAGCCGGGCGGCCCCGAGUGCGGCCGCCCUUGGACCGUGCUGCUGCCGGCAGAGGCGGUGGCGGCGCUGCGGCUGGCGCGGCGGCUGCGCUUCGGCGGCGCCGGCUCGCCCGCUGCGCGGCACGUGGCGUCUCUGGGCACACACUUUGCAGAGCUGGACCCAACAGAGGUGGUGCAGCUGGCGGCACUGGCGGCAGUCACGCACGCCACCUGGCGGCAGGCAGUGGCAGAGGCUCGCGGUGGCGGCGCACCGGCGGAGGCUGGGCCAGGCUCGCCUGCGGCGGUGGAGGGCCAGGCAGCAGACGAGGAGGCCCGGGGGGGCGUCACGGCGGAGGGAGUGCUGGAGGCGCUGUGCCGCCUGCAGAUCAACGGUCUGGCGGUGGUCCCGCCCCAGCGCCGCGGCAGCGACGACCGGCUGGCGCUGGCGCUCUACCCGGUGGGCAGCCUGAUGAACCACAGCUGCCUGCCCAAUGUGUCCACCCGCUUUGAGGGUGGAAAGCUGGUUGUGCGGACGGUGGAAGCUGUGCCCGCAGGAGAGCCCCUGCUGCACUGCUACGGGCCGCAGGCGGGCGAAAUGACGGCGGCGCAGCGCGGGCUGCUGCUGCUGCAGCAGUACCACUUUGCCUGCCGCUGCAGCGCCUGCGCCGGGGCGGCCGCGGGGCAGCUGGCGGAUGUGGCCCCGGCUGGGCUGAGGUGCCCCGCCGUGCCAGCCAGCCGCUGCGAGGGCGCCGUGCUGCCGACCCGCACCGUGCCCGCCGGCGUGCUGCACCGGUACCAGCUUCCGGCCGGCAGCGGCGCGUGCUGUGCCUGCGGCGCGCGCCUCGGCAUCGAGCGGUGGCAGGAGCAGCUGCAGCCCGAGCUGCAGUCCGCGGCAGAGGCGCAUGCUGCCGCGGCGGCGGUGCUUGAGCAGCAGGAGCGGCAACAGCAGGGCACAGCGCCGGCAGGCGGCGCGGCGGCGGUGCAGCAGGCGGUGCGCGCGCUGCGGCAGUGCCUGCGCCAGCGGCAGCAGCACCUGCACCCCCACAACCUGCUGCUGGGUGCCACACACGAUGCGCUGGCGCACGCCUGGCACAUCGCUGGCAAUGACGAGGCGGCAGCGCAGCACCUGCGGCACAGCCUGGCAGUCCUGGAGCACAGCUACCCCCCUGGCAGCACCGCUGCGGCCUUCCAGCGCCGCCAGCUGGCCCAGGCGCUGCGCCUGGCCGCUGCUGCCGCGGCGGCGGCGGGGGGAAGCGGCGGCGCGGCAGCGGCAGAGGCGCUGCUUGCCGAGGCGCGGCAGGCGGAGGAGGCGGCAGAUGCUGUGCUGGCCCUGCACUUCAAUGGAGCAGUCUGA